UUGGGGUGCGAAAUCGCAACCCCGAUCCAUCGAGCGGGCAACACGAGGUCAACCCAACCCCGUCUGAAGAGUUUACGGUUGGGGGGGGGGGGGAGGCGUCGUGAGAGUGCAGCGCGGGUCUUUGGAAGCGCCGCCAGUCCCGCAGGCGGUUCGCUGAGGGGCGGAAGCUGUGAGGCAAGAAAAGAAACUCGGAGGUCGCUCCGGGCGCGGACGGCGGCUGUGACACGGGCCAACCUCCAGCACCUUUCCGAGCGCCGCCUUUCGUUUUCGUUUUCCGGAAGGACAGCGAGCACCGCCUGGGCUGAAGGAAAGCUGGGAUUGUGCGCGCAUCCGGACGAUCCCGGCCCGCGGUUUCUCCCUCUCCCCUCGACUCCCCUUGUAAUGCAGGUUGAAGUGGCAGCUGGCUCUUUGACUCCUGUGGCCACAUCAGCUUUGCCCUUACCAUUGAAUUCCACUUCGAAGACAUCAGUAAAAUCGCUGUAUGAUGGACAAAUCUGGACAUUGCCAGGCCGACUCAGUGAGUAGAAGAGGAAUCCAACCCUUUCUAUGGAGCAAAGAUGAUGUGAUUCACUGGCUAAGAUGGGCUGAAAAAGAAUAUUCACUCAGGAAAUCUGAUGAUAGUAAUUUUGAAAUGAAUGGAAAAGCCCUUUGUAUUCUCACCAAGGAAGAUUUCAAAUUUCGGGCUCCUAAUUCAGGAGAUGUAUUAUAUGAAUUACUCCAAUACAUAAAGACCCAGAGAAGAGCCCUUGUGUGUAGCCCUCUCUUUAACAUCUCCUUUUGGGAUGUAGACCAUAACCUGACCCAGAGCGCUGCAGAAGGUACCAAGUGCCAGUUAGAAAAUUUCCCAGCUAAGGUCCCUGCAUUGCCUUCAGAAUAUCCAACAAUCUUCACUAGUCAUGCAGGUUACUCGGACUCAUCUCAGUCUUCCACCAAGACACUCUGUACUCCUGGGAUGACCCCUCUUGCUUAUAGCAACCCAGAGAUCAGCCAUGGUGGAAACAUUUGCUCUUUUCCUGUAAAAUCAGCUGCUCUGGUCAGUGGAAAAAUAGCAGACUGUAGGUUACUUUUGGAUUACAUCUACCGGCUCCUCUCUGAUAGCCAGUAUGAAUCAGUUAUCAAGUGGGAAGACAAAGAAACCAAGAUCUUUCGGGUUGUAGAUCCCAAAGGCCUUGCUGGACUCUGGGGUAAUCAAAAGAACCGAAGGAAUAUGACAUAUGAGAAGAUGUCAAGAGCAUUGAGGCAUUAUUAUAAACUCAACAUCAUCAAAAAGGAAACUGGACAGAAAUUAUUAUUCAGAUUCCUAAAAGUUCCUGGAGAAAUAAAACAGUACACAGCCAGUAAAUUGAACAAUGAAGAGCAGAAAGGAGAGGACUCAAACAUUUUACCAGAAAUCUCACUGUAGACAUUUGCCAAUUUUGCCAUGCCAUAGUGGCCAUCAAGAGCUUGUGUUAAUCAGCAGGAAAACAUUUGAUGUCUAUAUGAAGACAGAAAACAAAAAAGGCCUUGGGGAAUUGUGCAUCCUGUAAAUGAAAUGCAAAGAACUAAUCCAGUGGACGUCUGCUGUCAAACGUAAUAGAAGUAUUUGUGCAAAACAAAGUUUAAAAACUGAAUCUACAAAUCAGUUCAGUCAUGUGGCUGUAGAAUUUCUUAGGUGUUCUCAAAGUUAUUCUCCUACCCAUAUAAAAACACCUCAUGGGAAAUUAAGCAGUUUUUCAUCUGGAAAAAAACAACAAAAAGCCUCAGAUACUUGCAAUGAUCAUUGUUACAGAAUACUUUCAGAAUAACAGAGUUGGAAGGCACCUUGGAGGUCUUCUAGUUCAACUCCCUGCUCAAGCAGGAAACCUAUAGCAUUCUGGACAAAUAGCUGUCUAGUCUCUUCUUUAAAACUUCCAUUCAUGGAGCACCCACAAUUUCUUGAACAAGCCAGUGAUUAAUUGUUCUAACUGACAGGGAAAUUUUCCUUAUUGCUAGGUUGGAUCUCUCUUUGUUAAGCUUUUAUCAGGGGUGAAAUCCAGCAAGUUCUGACAGGUUCUGGAGAACCGGUAGUGGAAAUUUUGAGUAGUUCGGAGAACCGGCAAAUACCACCUCUGGCUCAGGGAUGGGUUCUACUUACCUUUACUACUGGUUUGCAACGGAGCCGUGUGUGCGCUCUUCUGCACAUGCGCAGAAGCAUUUUGAUGACAUUGGUGGGCAGGGCCUCCCGCCGGUUUUAUUACUGAUUCUAUAGAACCGGUGAAAACUGGGGGCAACCCACCACUGCUCUGGCUGGCCCCAGAGUGGGGUGGGAAUGGAGAUUUUGCAGUAUCCUUCCCCCAGGAGUGGGGUGGGAAUGGAGAUUUUGCAGUAUCCUUCCCCUGCCACUCCCAUCAAGCCACAUCACGCCCACCAAGCCACGCCCACAGAACCGAUAGUAAAAAAAAUUGGAUUUUACCAUUGGCUUUUAUCCAUUAAUUCUUGCCUUGCCUUCAGGAGCUUUGCAAAAUAGGUUGACCCCUUCUUCUCUGUGACAGCUCCUCAAAUAUUGGAAGACCGCUAUCGUGCCACCCCUAGUUCUACUCUUCAUUAGUGAUACUAACAUCUAAUGUGAUUUUGGUACUACCCCUCUGUUGAUGCAACCUAGGACUGCACUGGCUUUAUUGGCAACUAGCAUACAUCUGGCUCAGUGGUGAAAUGUAAAAUUUGUUACUACUGGUUCUGUGGGCGUGGCUUGGUGGUAGUGGGGUAAUAUGACUGAGUGGGCGUGGCCAACUUUUUUUUUUUUACUUUUAAAACCAUUUUUUCUACAACCUCUUCGGCUUUUUUUAAAGCCUCUGACAAUCCCAGCUGAGCCGCGCAAUCAUAAAGAGGCUUUUUUUUUAAAUUUUAAAAGCAUUUU
Molecule: messenger RNA, 2875 nt
Organism: Pantherophis guttatus
Lineage: Eukaryota; Metazoa; Chordata; Lepidosauria; Squamata; Colubridae
Gene: ETV7
Product: ETS variant transcription factor 7
Biological process (GO): cell differentiation; regulation of transcription by RNA polymerase II
Cellular component (GO): nucleus
Molecular function (GO): DNA-binding transcription factor activity, RNA polymerase II-specific; sequence-specific DNA binding
Source: RefSeq, a predicted model, not a curated record